AUGGGCUUGCUGCUGCAAGAAACAGCCCCCAAAUCUAAAGGCGCGGGGCCGGCGUGGCCGACCGAGGCCAGUUCGCGUCUCAAGCUGCCGCCGUCGCCCACGCGGCCCUCGGAGCGCCGCGGGCCCGCAUCCGUCGGCCACCGCCAGACCGCCCCUGCGCCGGGCGCCGCGAGGCGGCCGGGACCCUCGAGCCAGGCCCCCCGAGGUGAGAGCGUGGAAAACCACUGGCUAGAAAGCAACACUGAACCCCAAACAGAAAACUUUACCUUUGAUCAGAAUCAAGUGGACUUUUCAACAGUGGUCUCCAAAGAGGGUGUCAUGGUGCACACCUCCAGGAAGAGCCAUCCUUCUUUGGAUGCUCCAGAAAACGUCACCCUACAAACUGAAACAGCAGCUGCUAGAGGAAUAAAUGACUCUUCAAGGAGAACAGAUUUCACCGUUUCCCCCUACGGGCCUGGAAGAACAACAACUCUGACUUCUCAGAGCAGCACCUUAGCCUUGGGAAAGCGUCACCCGCCAUCCAGCAGUUCAGAAGCAAGAACUGCCCCUCUUUACAUGGAGAGUGGAACAUCCUGGGGUUCCCCGGCGAGGGGGCAGGGGCUCCCUGAAGACGUGACUGUGCACACCCAAAUGGCUGCCACUUCAGUUUUGAGCCAGUCCUCUCUCCCUGCUGUGGAGGGGGAAGAAGAGACCGCACUCCCCAGGGGGAGAAAUUCCUCAGGACAAGAGCCCUCCUGGCCACCUCUCUCCAGGACAUCAGCUUACUCCCCUCCCUCUGACCAUCUCUCAUCUUCUGGAAGUACAGAGGAUUUAAACAACUCUACUGCUGUCCACAGCUCCUCGGUGAGUGGGACAGAGAGUGUCCAUGUUGCCACCAUGUUCCCCAACAGUGUCCGAAGGACGCCCCAGUCUUUAGCUAUCAGUCUGCGACCUCUGAAUGAGACAGAACAUUUCCUCGAGGACUCUGAAAUUGCCACAACUUCAUCAUCAGUCCAUUCUUCCCCCUUGGAGGCAGAGUUGAGAAGAAGCAGUGGAGUAUUCAGGAGCCCAGGGGAUGGGGCAUUCACAGAGCUGUCCACAGAAAGUGCAUUUGGUCCUACAUCUUCCAACGUCUCAAGGGAAUUUUGGCAAAAUGAUUCUCCAACCUCCAGAGGACCCCAGCUGGCCAGUGGCUCUGGUGUAGGGAAUGGCAGCCCUGUGUCUCAGACAGAAAUCUCCUCUCGGUCCAUCCCGCCAGUCAGAGGUGAAGAGAGCACCACUCUCUGGUUUUCCACCGGCAGCGAGCCCUUUGCAGGUGCAGCAGGAAGCUCCACUUCCCAUCCUGAGGUUGUGAAUGCUUCAGUUCUGACCCGCUUCUCAGCCUCCGCCCCACAGUCUCGAGGAAGUGACCCAGUGCUGUAUGAAAUGAGCUACUCUGAGCUGGCCACCGAGUCCUUGUCUUCAUCCUCCUCAGAAAGUCUGGGCUUCUCGGCACCCCGAGGGGAGCGCUCAACCACCGAAGACAGUCCUGAGCUGGAUGUUGGUACCGAAGCUGAGGAGGGGGCUUCCUGGGGAGCGCCUGGAGUCCGCAUUCACAGCCCGCACACUUUGGCUACGUCCUCUGGAGUUGGGGAGCGCACACUGCGAUCUCUCACCAACAGUAGCACAACUCCCAGGGAUGUGGAGCGAUCAGUGGCGACAGCUGGAGAAAUGGAGAGUGCCACGCAGCAGGGGAACAUGACGGUGACCGGGGACGCCCGCCCAGUCUUGGGUUCACUGGCGGCCACAAGGACCUUCGGAGGGCAUGGAGUCACUGGGAUUGGCUACGAUGGAGUCAGCAGCACAGAUCCUGAUUGCAGGACCUCCAGUGAGCACACAAACUACACCUGUGCUUCAUCUCCUUUCACCAAAGGGGAACGGACCCUACUGUCCAUUACGGACAACAGUUCAUCCUUGGAUGGAAGGGAGACUUCGACCUCUUCCGUUAAGAUCUCAAGCUCUUUGAGUUCAGACUCUUCUUCCUCUUCUCAGGCUCAGACCGAGAGGAGUAACAUCUCAUCCCACCAAGGAGAACAUGUUCAGCCUUCCACUGAGGUGCUGGUCCUGCCCUCGGCCAACUCUCCGUCUAACACACCCACCCUUAAUGUGCCGGCCACUCUGGUCCCUCCGGAUGCCGACGCUAAAUCUGUUGGUGAUGCGUUAUCAUCUUCAUCGGAGCCGCCCCUGCCCCUGCCUUCGGUGUCACGGUCCUACCAGCUCUUCUCGUUAACCUUGCCAUCUGCCGGGGCCUCCACCCAUCCCCUGCCAUCCACCCCUGAUGCACCCACUCCUUUGUCCUCCUCACCACCACCCUCGUCAGGGUCCCUGAUGGCGUCUGCCCCCGCGUCGCCUGACUCACAGACAGCCCUCCCACCUGCACCUUUUACCCCAGUCCUGCCCAGGGCAAGGGAUGCUCCCGUGACUUCAGUUCGGACGUCAGCAGUCGCAUCGUCUGUGCCACUGCUGCCUAGCAGUCAAACAGCAGAUCCUAAGAACCAGAGUAACCCAUACCUCGAGAACAUCGUCACAGAACCAGAGCCACCAAGCCUGCAGACUCUGCCUGCGGCGGCCACGGAAGCUAUAACAGUGAUGUCUACUCUGGGGAGCCCUUCACCCCUGGCCUUCACAGACUACUCCGCUUCUACAGACACUGAGCAGGCCCUUCCGGCCACGAGCACCGGCUUAGCCCACACGUCUCCAGCUUUGGCAGCCACCACUCUCAAGACCUCUCAUCCUCCUGAGGCCAGCCCUAGCGUCCUGUCAAGCACAGCAGCUCUGACGGGUGGCCCCACGACAGUACAGACAGUGGCCGGAGAAACAGUACAGACAGUGGUUCAGCUCUCGCCAACCAGUCCUGAAAUUCUCGUGGUCCAAGUCACAACAAAAGGUGCUGUCACCACAGAAGGGAGCCCAGUGCAUAGAGAUGCUGCCACCAGAUUGUUCCCCCUGACCGAAGAAUCCACAACAGAGCCUGGCCCUACAGAAGAGGACAGCCUGGCUUCAUCUUUCCUCAAAACAUCUCCUCCCCCCGGAACCACGCCUAUCUCUACAGCUAAGGUGUUAACUCCUCCAUCGACCACCUCCACGGCCCAGAGCAGCACCCAGCCACCCAUAGCACCAUCGUCUCCAGCCACAGUUGAUAGCUGCACCACUCACCCUUGUCUUCAUGACGGGAAGUGCGUUGUGGAUCCCACCACACGUCGUGGGUACCGAUGUAUGUGCUCACCUUCCUGGCACGGGGACAACUGCAGUGUGGAUGUGAACGAAUGCCUCUCAAACCCCUGCCCACCCCUAGCCACGUGCAACAAUACUCAGGGAUCCUUCACCUGCAGAUGCCCAGUGGGGUACCAGCUGGAAAAAGGGAUAUGCAAUUUGGUUAGAACCUUUGUGACAGAGUUUAAACUAAAGAAAACAUUUCUUAAUACCACCAUGGAAAAACAUUCAGACCUCCGUGAAGUUGAAAAUGAGAUCACCGAAAUGUUAAAUGUGUGUUUCUCAACAUUACCUGGUUAUACCCGAUCCACAGCUCAUGUUUCUAGGGAGUCCAGUGUUGUGAUGAUGUCACUGCAAGCCACCUUCUCUCUGGCCUCCAACGUGACGCUGUUUGACCUGGCCGACAGGAUGCAGAAAUGCGUCAACUCCUGCCUGGCCUCUGCUGAGGUCUGCCAGCUCUUAGGGUCUCAGAGGCGGAUCUUUAGAGCGGGCAGCUUGUGCAAGCGGAAGACUCCAGAAUGUGACAAGGAGACCUCCAUCUGCACCGAUCUGGACGGGGUCGCGCUGUGCCAGUGCAAGUCCGGUUACUUCCAGUUCAACAAGAUGGACCACUCCUGUCGAGCUUGUGAAGAUGGAUAUAGGCUUGAAAAUGAAACCUGUAUGAGUUGCCCAUUCGGCCUUGGUGGUCUCAACUGUGGAAACCCCUAUCAGCUUAUCACUGUGGUGAUCGCAGCUGCAGGAGGUGGGCUUCUACUCAUCCUGGGCAUCGCACUGAUUGUUACCUGUUGCAGAAAGAAUAAAAAUGACAUAAGCAAACUUAUCUUCAAAAGUGGCGAUUUCCAAAUGUCCCCAUAUGCUGAGUACCCCAAGAACCCUCGCUCACAAGAAUGGGGCCGAGAAGCUAUUGAAAUGCAUGAGAAUGGAAGUACCAAAAACCUCCUCCAGAUGACAGACGUGUAUUACUCGCCCUCAAGUGUAAGGAAUCCUGAACUUGAACGAAAUGGACUCUACCCAGCCUACACUGGAUUGCCAGGAUCACGGCACUCUUGCAUUUUCCCCGGACAGUAUAACCCAUCUUUCAUCAGUGAUGAGAGCAGGAGAAGAGACUACUUCUAA
Rangifer tarandus platyrhynchus (Svalbard reindeer) is the source of this 4347-nucleotide messenger RNA. The record is from the annotation of a GenBank genome assembly. NCBI's taxonomy places the organism in Eukaryota, Metazoa, Chordata, Mammalia, Artiodactyla, Cervidae.